Molecule: messenger RNA, 2979 nt
Organism: Endocarpon pusillum Z07020
Lineage: Eukaryota; Fungi; Ascomycota; Eurotiomycetes; Verrucariales; Verrucariaceae
Exons: 1
Coding region: 1-2979 (992 amino acids)
Biological process (GO): proteolysis
Molecular function (GO): metalloexopeptidase activity
Source: RefSeq, a predicted model, not a curated record
AUGGCCAAACUCUCCAAUCCUCUAGCUUUCACGCCCGGACCUGUUACAUUCUUCACCUCCAUCGCAUACGCAGCGCUCAUAAUCGCUCUUAUCAUUACCCAUAAUACUGUCCCACCAGCACCACAAAGUCCUACGCCGAUCAACGGAGUCAAUCUUACUGAAGCAUGGCAAGAUUUGCAAGUACUCACUCCGACGUAUCAUCCCUACAACAGUCGUAGCAACGAUCAAGUGAGAAAUUGGCUGCUGAGGAGGGUGAACAAUAUACUGAAGGACAACAACGUCACCGAUAGUCGAGACGCGGGAGUGAGAUCGCGUCACUACCCUAAUCGAACAGGCUCUGCAACCAAGCCUGCGGCGUACAUUUUCGACGACGAUGUGUCAAAUCUGACAUUUUCAUCCGCGGGAAGUACCACCUCGACAGCUGGUGUGAGCGUCUAUUUCGAGGGCACAAACAUCAUUGUGUAUAUCAGAGGCUCGCAAGACGAUGACACAGAAUGGUGGAAUGACCCAAAGGGCAGACCCAAUGGCAAAGGGGGCGUGCUCGUCAAUGCACACUACGAUAGUGUAUCGACUGGCUUCGGUGCUACUGACGACGGUGUUGGUGUGGUAACUAUUCUUCAGUUAAUCAAUCACUACACCACGACUGGCAACACACCCAAGAGAGGACUUGUGGCACUUCUCAACAAUGGCGAGGAAGAUUUCUUGAAUGGUGCUCGAGCCUUCAGUCAAAAUCCUAUGGCCAAGUUCCCGCACUCGUUCCUGAAUUUGGAAGGCGCUGGGGCUGGAGGCAGGGCAACGCUGUUCAGGAGUACUGACGUAGAAGUUACAAGUGCCUACCGCAACUCGCCGUAUCCUUUUGGCUCCGUCAUCUCUGGUGAUGGCUUCGCAAAGGGGCUCAUCAGAAGCCAGACUGAUUACGUUGUCUUCAAUGGCAUCCUUGGUCUUCGCGGCCUUGACGUUGCUUUUAUGGAACCACGAGCAAGGUAUCAUACUGACGAGGAUGAUACAAGGCACACCAGUCGAAAGUCACUUUGGCAUAUGCUCUCAUCGGCGCUGGCGACCACGCAAGCCCUUACCUCUGAUUCAACCUUGAUUUUCGAGGGCAAAUCGACAGCGAAGGGUGGUGUGGAAGCUGGCCACGGUCACCAUGGGGUCUGGUUUGACCUUUUUGGACGCGCGUUCGCCCUGUUCCGGCUACAUACCCUCUUCUCAUUGUCUGUGACAUUACUCGUUAUCGGUCCCGUCUUCUUGGGUAGUACUUUGGUUAUACUCUAUCAGCUCGACAAGCUAUACUUGUUUUCGGGUUCGAGGCUCUACCACGUGAGUGAUGGCGAUGAACGGAUACCUCUGUACGGCUGGCGAGGCUUCUUCCGCUUCCCACUUCUUUUUGUGAUCGCAGCUGCGGCGCCCGUGGCUUUGGUAUUCUUGGUCUUCAAAUUGAACCCAUUCAUUGCCCACAGCAGUGAAUGGUCUGUUUGGAGUAUGAUGUUCUCAUCCUGGUUUUUCACGGCCUGGUUCUUGUGCUGCUUCGCCGACUGGGCUAGGCCUUCUGCUCUUACUCGAACCUACGCUCUCACCUGGCUGUGGACUCUCUCCUGGGCUAUGCUGGUGGCCGAUACUGUCUUCCAGACGCAUUUGAAGCUUGCUGGGGGUUACCCUGUUCUCUUCUACUCUAUGUCUUUGUUCCUGGCUACAUGGAUCUCUUAUCUGGAGCUCUUUUCCUUGCCGACUAAGGCGAAAUACUGUCGUAGAAAAAUGGAGUCUCCAAGAAGAGACAGCAUUUCCAGCACACAGCUACCUGGCUCUGGCUCUCAAGAAGCGCCUGCAGCGCCUCCAGAUGAUCAGCGUGGCGAGGAUGAGCAGGCUGAUGAGAGAACUAGUCUGCUGAAAAAGGACAAGCGAACAACUUUUGCCAACUAUACCCACAAUGAGACUGAUGAGAAUGAAGUAGCAGUGGUCGACGAAGACAACGCCUCAGAGAAGAAAGAUAGCUACGUUUAUGGGGACGAACAAGACUGGAGUGAAUAUUUGCCCCGAUGGACAUGGUUGCUUCAACUCAUUCUGAUCGUACCAAUCAACGUCAUUCUUCUCGGCCAGAUCAGCUUACUUCUAGUAUCGGCACUUCAUCAAACAGGUUCUGAUGGAAGUUCGAUGUUCCUGGUCUACAUCGCCAUGGCCGUCUUCUCUAUCCUCAUGCUCUCGCCUACUCUGCCAUAUCUACAUCGAUUCACAUGGCAAAUCCCGAUAUUUAUGCUUCUGGUUCUGGUUGGCACCCUGAUUUACAAUCUCCUGGCUUUCCCAUUCUCGGAGAACAAUCGAUUGAAACUUUUCUUCCAGCAGGAGAUUGAUCUCGACCUAGGGAACAACACCGUGUCUCUCAUUGGGCUGCCUUGGUAUGUGCAAGAGGCCGUUGACUCGUUGCCAAGCUCAAGCGGACAAUCACUUCAGUGCGAAUCUGCUGUUCCAGGAAAUAGACUGAAAUGUUCAUGGAUUGGACUACCACCCAGGGUUGUGCAUACUCACCCACAAUUACCGCUGGCGAAACAAGUCAGGACAUGGGUCAACUACAAUGUGACGCGUGUAUCGAGCAAGAAUUCGGCUCGCUUCACUGUCAUGGGUCGUGAAUCACGUGCUUGCAAAUUGACUUUCGACUCUCCGAUCCAUAACUUUAUGGUUCAUGGAAGCGCGCCCACUGACAGGCGCUUUCCAAUUGUGCCUGAAGGUGGCAGUAAAGAGAUCCGUCUCUGGAGUCGGACAUGGAACCGAGCAUGGGUUGUUGAUGUAGAAUGGGAGGGUCCGGCCGAUCAGGAGAGCGAAAUCGUGGAUCUGGAGGGCAAAGUGGUGUGUCUGUGGAGCGACGAUAACAGGGAAGGCGUCAUCCCAGCCCUGGAUGAGGUCAGACACUUUGCUCCUGGCUGGGUUGCUGUAACAAAAGCUGGAGAUGGUUUGGUCGAAGGAUAUAAGAAGUUCAAGAUCUGA